This is a messenger RNA of Aspergillus calidoustus, 2288 nucleotides long. NCBI's taxonomy places the organism in Eukaryota, Fungi, Ascomycota, Eurotiomycetes, Eurotiales, Aspergillaceae. The record is from the annotation of a GenBank genome assembly.
CUGUAAAUGCCCAGGAAUACCUCGCUGCAAACCAUAUAAGAGGCUCCUUAUAUAGGGAGUUUGCGAACACACCACCUCGUGGUCCCAUACAACUUCCUCUUCGGGAAAUCACCAUGGCACCUUCCUAACGGGGCUCACGACCACAACCUUGGCAUUUAACCUGAGAUAACUAACCAGACGCAGGACACUAUGGAUGUAGUCGUAAUGUCUAUAAUUCAUCCUCAAGAUGCUCCGACCUAAGCCUACUUGCAUUGCUCUUGCCGAGGACGACGUUUGCUAUCACCUUGAAAGCAUCCUCAAGCGGAAGGACCAGUUUACGAAGUGGUAUCGACAGAGCGCAGGCUCCGGCAGCAGUUAUGACGGCGAUGAUGAUGAUGGCCUUUUUCUGGACUCAGACACGCUCUCUCUCCCAGAAUCGCUCUUUGAAUCGGACUGCGAUGACUCGCGAUCCCCACCUCUUGGAAAUGAUGACACGCAAGAGAACAGAACAGGCCAGGGUGAGGAUGAGGGCACAGACAGAGACAGGGACAGAAUCCAAGACUUUCAGGCUAUUGUGAGGGUUGAAAGAGACCUAGCAAAGAACACAAUUGGGGUUCUUCUGUUGGGGAUUCCAUCUAACCCAAGCAGCAGGUUGCUGGGCCAAAUGUUCACCCCCCAACAAUGCACUCACUUAUUUGCUCACUCGCUUAACCACCACCCAGCUGCCCUCUUCCCACUGAGGCUUGCCAUAUUCUCAAACACUCUCGAGAGAGUUUUCUCAUCAGUGAUCCCAGUUCCUCUUCAACUUGGCGAGGAAGAGAUACUACCUAUACCACAAGCAGAAAGUUAUCACAAGGCCUUGUUUCUGCUAAGUGCACAAGAGCUCCCACCAGUGAUCAACCCCCGCCAACACGCACCGAGCCAUUUACCAAGAAUCAAGCUCAUUCCUUGGAAAGCUUCACACUUGACAAAUAACAUGGAGCACGCGGGUCAGGAUGGACCGGCUUCUUCAAGCAGGGAUUCUCAUGGGUUGGGACCCAACGAAAUCAAUGCCUUACUUGAGGCAACGCAGAACCAUAGUGAUGCAAGGCAGCCUUCGCCACCCCAGACCAUCGACCCUCGCUCGAUUGAAAGGCGCUCGAACACACCCAAGGAGGCCCCUAAAAGUCGAGCUAAGAAAGGGAAAGCUAGAGCAACCUCCGACGAUGCGAAUACAAAGAAUGGUGGCCCUAAAAACACCGUUUCCCGCGCCACUCAGACUGACCCGGACAUGGGAACACACGUGCAAGCUAAUGGGGAUAUGCGCAACCCUUUGCAAGGGCAGGAAAACAUAGCUCCCGGCGGAGGUGCCAGCCCUCCUCCACAGCAGCUCUGGCAAGAUGUGUUUAUGUCCGCCAUGUUCCCCGAGCAGACCGCUCCGAGAUAUGAUCCCUCGGGCCAGGCCCGCAGAAGUAUGGUUAGAAUCGACAACCCACCAGCAAGAAGGGGCAGAGUAGCGCGCCCUCAGCAGGGAAUGGCUGGACAGCUCGUUCACCCGACCAUGGUGGAUGCUACUGUCUUUCAGGAGUACGUCCAUCAAUUGAUCGCAGAGCUCGACCGUGCGCCCUAAGCCGUUGAUGACGCCUGUGAAAUCAAACAUCACCGACAGAGUCGUCCGGCUUGCUGUACUUUCUUGUUUCCCUUGAAUUAUUGGGAGCCAUUUCUCAUUCGUCAUGUGCCAUCAGCGUUUCUUAUGGAUAUAGGAGUAGGUCAUCAUUUCACCGAGAAGGAGGCGAUCAGGUGUCACAGUCAAACUGCGGAAACAGAGAAGGAAACCACUUGUAUUUUGAAGAGUGUUAACAGGAACGGACUGGAAAUGUUUAAUUGCGAAUUCAGGAACCUGUAUCAUCUGACCAUGGUUGUACUUAGUCAUUGAGCUUGUCCGCCAAUGCACCAUCUGGUGCUCGCUUGAUUGGUGGAAGUAUGCCAAUGGACAUCCUAAUUCCUUCAGGUGAUCAUGCCUUGUUCAAGACAUAAGGCCCCCAGCCUCACAAUGUCGACAUGUAAUGAGAGGUGUCUAGCUCCAAGACGGCGGGAGAGAUUGGAACUGAGGCCAAAUAGCCUAACCACCAUACACGUGACAACUCAUACAUAGAUGCUGAACCACUUUUUCCCCUUUGGCUCGAGAAUAGUCUAGCGGAGUCUUUAUUAGUGUACUCUUAUCGCUUAGCGAAGUCCAGAGUCCAGAUGGUAUACGAGUAUGUACAACGUUCUUUACUUAUUUAUAGGCCAGUUGUCUCAGAUGGGACGAUGAGGGGCCGUUAGUCUAG